AUGAUUGUAGACUUACCCAAGGAUGGAAAUAACAACUCAAUCCUGGUGAUCAUUGACAGCUUUACAAAGUACAGGAUAUUUGUGAAAUGCUCCAAAAAACUCAAAGCACCCAGGUUGGCAGAACUAUUCCUGGAAAAUGUGUGGAAGCGUCAUGGCAUGCCAGAAAAGACCAUAUCUGACAGAGGAAGGGUCUUUAACAACAAAUUCUUACGGGCCCUGUACAAACGCCUUGGCAUUGACCCUCACUUCUCCUUGGCGUACCACCCUCAAAGCAACAGACAAACAGAACAGGUCAAUCCCUCCAUUGAGCACUUCCUCAGGGCCUACUCAGGGGUCAAUCAAAGGGACUGGACCAAAUGGCUCCCAAUGGCGGAGUUUGCCUACAACAAUGCAGUACAUAGUAGUACAGGCAAAACCCCUUUUAAGGCCUUGUAUGGGUGGGAACCUACUCUAACCCCAUCCAACGUACCAACAGAUGUCCUGGAAGCCAAUGACCUUGCUCAGACAAUGGAAAGACAAUGGCAGGAAGUAGAGUCUGCCCUCUGGCAAUCCAAACAACACAUGAUUGCUGGAGGGGAAGGAAGCCUGAUAGAGUUUGAGAUUGGAGAAGAGGCUUGGCUUGACGCCAAAAAUGUCAACCUCAAAACCCUAAGUCCCAAGCUAACAGAACAACGCCUGGGACCAUUCAAGGUUGUCAAGAAGAUCUCCAAUUGGGCAUAUUGUCUAGAGCUCCCACCAACCAUGUGUAUCCACAACAUCUUCUAUGUAGGGCUGCUGUCUAAGGUCAAAAAGGAUAGAAACUGCGCCUUUAAAAACUGCCCACCACCAAUUACCAUGGAUGGGGAAGAAGAAUACAAGGUCAAAGGCAUAACAAAUGCAGAAGAAAGAAACAGGAAGUGGUUCUUCCAAGUCAAAUGGAAAGGUUAUGGGUCCAAGGAAAACACGUGGGAACCUUGA
Rhizoctonia solani is the source of this 957-nucleotide messenger RNA. Its product is annotated as integrase core domain protein. Gene Ontology annotation, molecular function: nucleic acid binding. The transcript has a single exon. Bases 1 to 957 code for a protein of 318 amino acids. The record is from RefSeq and is a predicted model, not a curated record. Gene Ontology annotation, biological process: DNA integration. NCBI's taxonomy places the organism in Eukaryota, Fungi, Basidiomycota, Agaricomycetes, Cantharellales, Ceratobasidiaceae.